Messenger RNA from Solanum tuberosum (potato), 1368 nucleotides. RefSeq names its product 25.3 kDa vesicle transport protein-like. The coding region runs from base 335 to 991 and encodes 218 amino acids. Gene Ontology annotation, molecular function: SNAP receptor activity. Gene Ontology annotation, biological process: retrograde vesicle-mediated transport, Golgi to endoplasmic reticulum; endoplasmic reticulum to Golgi vesicle-mediated transport. The record is from RefSeq and is a predicted model, not a curated record. NCBI's taxonomy places the organism in Eukaryota, Viridiplantae, Streptophyta, Magnoliopsida, Solanales, Solanaceae. The transcript is spliced from 6 exons.
UUGCAAACUUUGAAUGAUUUGUUUUAAGUAACAUAGAAGUUGCGGUUCUUCAAUUUAUUACUCAGAGAAGACUUGAGCGUAAAUUCAGUUAUUUCUUCUAUUUGUCAUAUGUUUUGAAUUGGUCAAUUAGAUAUUUGAGAGCAGAAGUCAUACGAUUUCAAGAUAAUCUAAAAGAUUAAAGAGCAUUUUAGAAAUGGUACUCGCUAUCUCUCUUUCUUGAACCAGUAAAGGAAAGCCCCGAGUUAUUGGAGCCGAAAGCAGGAAAGUCCCAUAAAAAAGGCCUUGUUGGAAUCCACUGUCCAAAUAACAGAAAUUGUAUGCUUGUGAAAGCAAGAUGGUGAAGUUGACUAUGAUUGCUCGUGUGACUGAUGGUCUUCCUUUAGCGGAGGGGCUGGAUGAUGGCCGUGAUAUUCAAGAUGCCGAUUUCUACAAACAGCAAGCCAAGUCCUUGUUUAAGAACCUCUCUAUGGGCCAGAUUGAGGCAUCAAGGAUGUCUGUAGAAACUGGGCCUUAUAUUUUCCAUUAUAACAUUGAAGGCCGUGUUUGUUAUUUGACAAUGUGUGACCGCUCUUAUCCCAAGAAACUUGCUUUUCAAUACCUAGAAGACCUCAAGAAUGAGUUUGAGCGUGUCAAUGGGAGUCAAAUCGAAACUGCUGCUAGGCCAUAUGCUUUUAUUAAAUUUGAUACAUUCAUACAGAAGACAAAGAAACUGUACCAGGACACCAGAACUCAGCGCAAUAUUACAAAGUUGAAUGAUGAACUCUACGAAGUUCAUCAGAUAAUGACUCGAAAUGUACAAGAAGUUUUAGGUGUUGGUGAAAAGUUGGAUCAGGUCAGUCAGAUGUCCAGUCGCUUGACAUCAGAAUCCCGCAUUUAUGCUGAUAAAGCAAGAGAUUUAAACCGUCAGGCUCUGAUUCGGAAAUGGGCACCCGUGGCUAUUGUCAUUGGAGUUGUUACUCUCCUCUUCUGGGCGAAAAAUAAGAUUUGGUGAUGCGACUAUCCCAUAUGCAGCUUAGAGAAGUGUCAUUACUCUUUGAUACUUACUGAUUUUGCAACAUCAAACUGUGUGGCAACCGAUAGAUCACUUAACAUUUCAAGGUGACUACCGUGUUGUGUGCGCAAUGAAGAGAGCUUUUGGAAGAUGAGACACUCAAGCUAUGAGUUUGAUAAUGUAAGACAGAUAAACCAUGAUGAGCCAUGUUGGUAAACAUUGACAAAAUGAUAUCAAUCUUAAUCCUCAGCAUAUUUUGUAUUGCUAAACUUUAAAAUUUGAAGUGCAACAUUUAUUGUAGUGCUGAGUUGAUCAGUUGCAACUUUUGAUAUGUUAAAAUACAGCUAUAAGAUUGCAGUGUUGAUGUUUAGUUCUUU